AUUAACUGGGCAGCCCUGCAGCAGCUACAGAUUCAUGAAGUGUUGGUGAAACUGUCUUAAUUAUUAUCGAAAAGAAGAAGAAAAAGAUACACCUGUGUGUUAAAACUGCAACAUGUCUGAAUAUGAGACAUUUCAACAUGGCAAGCCUCGUUUCGACCAGAACACAUUUUCUGGGCGGUUCAGGCACUUCCUGGAUGUGAUCGACCCCAGCACACUCUUCGUUUCAGAGAAACGUCUGCAGGAGUCUGUGGAGCUGCUCGACCGUUUUAAACAAGGAACUCUGCCUCCAGGAGUUACUGAUGCUCAGCUUUGGCAAGCUCAAAAAAUAAAGCAGGCCAUCAUCCACCCUGACACGGGGGAGAAGAUCCUCAUGCCCUUUCGGAUGUCAGGUUUUAUCCCAUUUGGCACACCAGUGGUUGUUGGCCUCCUUCUUCCAAAUCAAACGUUAGUGUCCACGAUCUUCUGGCAGGGGUUAAACCAGAGUCACAAUGCCUGUGUGAACUACUCCAACCGCAACGCCUCCAAGCCGGCUCCAGCCUCUAAAUUCUUCCAGGGAUACCUCGGAGCGGUGACCAGCGCAGUCUCCAUCGCUGUGGGGUUGAACGUGUUGAUCCAGAAAUCGAGCCGCUUCAGCCCGACCACCAGGCUGCUGGUGCAGAGGUUCAUCCCCUUCCCAGCAGUGGCCACUGCAAACGUCUGUAACGUGGUUCUCAUGAGGCACUCGGAGCUGUCGGAGGGCAUCAGUGUGCUCGACGACAACGGGAACGUGGUGGGAACCUCAAAAGUGGCUGCCAAACACGCACUUUUAGAAACAGCUCUGACCAGAGUGGUCAUGCCGAUGCCAAUUCUGAUGCUGCCUCCCAUCAUCAUGGCUGCACUGGAGAAGCUUCCUCUCCUGCAGAGGCGCCGGCGGCUCGUCCUCCCUGUCCACAGCCUGGUGUGCCUCGCCGCCUUCGGCCUCGCUCUGCCUCUCGCCAUCAGCCUCUUCCCACAGAUGUCCCAGAUCAGCGUCAAUCAGCUAGAGCCAGAGAUCGCCAUGGCAACAGAUUGUAAGAUUGUGACAUACAAUAAAGGCCUGUGAGUGAUCUGCUCUGCCAAACAUCUAAAUAUAGGAAUAAAGUAAGAAGACUGAAUUAUGCAAAAAACUUGGCUGCGUUAUCCUGUGAAAAGUAGGCAUAUGUUUACAGAAAGGAUACACGUUGUUUUUGCCAAGACAAUAUAUAAUAAAUAACACAUAUCAACACCUUUUAGGAAUUACUAUCCCUGUUAAGACAUGCACACCGACCAACAAAAUAACAAAAUAUAUUUAUGGAGUAACUCGAAUAGCAACUAUCAAAAACUAUUUUCUUUUAGCUUGCAUGGUUUCUUCUUACCUGUAAAAGACAAUACAUUUUGAGGUUAACUUAGAAAAAACUUAGUAGAAUAAUUAGUGGAUUAGAUAGUGAUGGACCAAAUACUCAAAGUAAAGUAGUAAGUGAAUUCCUGCAUGAUGAGAAUCUGAAUCAUCAUAUUGUCAAGUCCCUCUGAAGUGCAGGAGUAAAGUACCUCCAAAUUGUACAUCAUUUGAGUAAAUGUACUACUGUACUCCAGUCCGAGCCGACCAUGUGUUCUGGAUUGUAAAUGUAAAUACUGUAAAUGAAAUCAGGAAAAAUGACUGAAAUGCAUUUCCUUUUAAAUAGUUUUUUGUUCUUGUUUAUAAUGAAACGACCGACCUUCUCUUGCUUUUUAUAUAAAGCUAACGCGAGUCUUACGACCUGGUGUCAGAGGUUGCAUGUCUAGAGGGAAAAUCUAAAAUAUUGCACAAGAAAAAAGCUAAUUGUAAAGUCCAAAAUAUGAACUUCAUUUUGUUUUUCUGAUUUCUUUACCUGGGCAAUCAUUUUGCAACCCAGCACAUUCUUCUCGCGACCCCUUGUAGGGGUGCUGACCCCUAUGUUGCGAAACUCCUAUUUAAUGGUUUCAGCCAACUGGAAAAGUUGCUCUGCCUGAUUUUGGUAUAGUGCGUCUACAUCUAAAAACCUUUCUUGUAAACUCGAACUGUGAACUGCAAUACAUUUUAAAACAAAUGUAUAUCUCAUGGAAAUCAUCCAAUGACAAUGUGAUUUUUUUUCACCACAAAAGCCUGUAUUGAAAACAUUGUAAUGUAGUUAAAUGAUGAAUGUAGUUUUUUAAUAAAACAAGUUAAUACUUUA
Molecule: messenger RNA, 2189 nt
Organism: Gymnodraco acuticeps
Lineage: Eukaryota; Metazoa; Chordata; Actinopteri; Perciformes; Bathydraconidae
Gene: sfxn5a
Product: sideroflexin 5a
Exons: 14
Coding region: 113-1081 (322 amino acids)
Biological process (GO): citrate transport; monoatomic ion transport; mitochondrial transmembrane transport
Cellular component (GO): mitochondrial inner membrane
Molecular function (GO): monoatomic ion transmembrane transporter activity; citrate transmembrane transporter activity
Source: RefSeq, a predicted model, not a curated record